AUGACAACAACGGCAGCAGCGCCAGAAGCAGCGCUUGGGGUUCUCCCGCGGGCGGAUGGGUCUGCAAAUUACUCUCAUGCCGGCUACACAGUAACAGGGUCUGUUAAUGGCCCGAUCGAAGCCCAACGGAGGGACGAGCACGCAUAUGAAGCACAUGUGGAUGUCGUGAUACGACCAGCAGCAGGUGUAGGAGGGACCCGGGAGCGGCAUCUUGAAUCUAUUCUCCAGUCCUCGCUCACCCAGCUUAUCCUGGUCAAGAAUUUUCCGCGUUGCCUUGUCCAGAUCGUGCUUCAGGUCGAAGACUCGCCUGAGAACGACUAUGUGAAUACGAAGCUUGUCCAAGCGAGUUUGAAUUUUGCUAUUAUGCCGGCGUUGAUGCAAACGGCUGUUCUUGCGCUCCUCUCAGCCGGUGUACCAAUGCGAGCGACGGCAACCGCCACGGCGAUCGCAGUUAUGCGGCAAGAAGAAGGCGCCCCGACGCUGGUGGUAGACCCUUCAACGAGGGCGAUUGAAACGGCACAGUCAGCCCAUGUGUUGGCCUUUACCUCCCAUGGUGGGCUGCUUUUAGCGGAGAGCGAGGGAGAUUUCACAGUCAAAGAGUGGGAUAGUGUGUAUGACACUGCAAGGGAGAUAUGCUGCCGGUCUGCGCCAACAAAGGAAGGAAUGGAGAUGGUGCUAGAUGAAGAGGCAACAAGAGGCCCGGAUAUGCGGCAGUUUCUCCAGUCGACAAUGGAGGCAAAGGUAGCGAAGGAUCUGCAUUGGAAGUGA
Dichotomopilus funicola is the source of this 768-nucleotide messenger RNA. RefSeq lists its product as uncharacterized. Gene Ontology annotation, cellular component: cytoplasmic exosome (RNase complex); nucleolus; nuclear exosome (RNase complex). Lineage: Eukaryota; Fungi; Ascomycota; Sordariomycetes; Sordariales; Chaetomiaceae. Bases 1 to 768 code for a protein of 255 amino acids. Gene Ontology annotation, biological process: rRNA catabolic process; poly(A)-dependent snoRNA 3'-end processing; U4 snRNA 3'-end processing. The transcript has 3 exons. The record is from RefSeq and is a predicted model, not a curated record.